Molecule: messenger RNA, 2358 nt
Organism: Anopheles marshallii
Lineage: Eukaryota; Metazoa; Arthropoda; Insecta; Diptera; Culicidae
Exons: 4
Coding region: 1-2358 (785 amino acids)
Molecular function (GO): nucleic acid binding; zinc ion binding
Source: RefSeq, a predicted model, not a curated record
AUGGAUCCUACAGAAAAGAUCGCGGAAUUGGUGAGUGACUUUACUCGCACCGGCAUCGUAAAACAAUGCGAAUCACGUGGAUUGUCUACGACUGGCACCAAAGAGGAACUGGCCAAGAGCAUUGUUGAGCACGACGCCAAAGAGGAAGCUAACGAGACAGUUUUUGAGGACACUGAAAGCGAUGAUAAAAUCAAGAUGACGAUCAUGAAAGCGGAACAGUGCGUGGAAAUGAGAGACGAUAAGCGCGUAUACUCGUUUCGUGAUGUUGAAGAAGCAAUAGAUGCGUAUGGGGACGAUGUAAAGAAGGACGUGAAAUUAUGGAUUCGCGAGUUCGAGGACAUAGCGAAAAUGUGUGGAAUAACGUCUUAUACCACGUUGCGCGAUGCGCUGAUUCGAGAAUUUGGAAAGAUAGUGCGUGCAAGUGACGUGCACAGAGAGUUAGCGGCCAGACGAAAGAAGGAAAAGGAAACAAUGCUAGAAUAUACAUACGCAAUGCAGCGAAUCGCUCAGGUCGUGAAGUUGGACGAAGUGAGUUUGUGUGAGUAUAUUGCGGACGGAGCGACCGCAGACGCAAGGGAACGCGCGUCAUUAUACGAAGCAAAAGAUCUCGACACGUUGAAAAGCAAGCUGGAUUACAUGGAAAGAGCCAACAAAAAGGCAGACGAUAGGAAGAAACUAUCGAAUAAGUCUUAUAGAGCAACAGAGAAGCAUCAUUGUUUCAAUUGUGGUAGUAUCGAACACAAGCUGGCCGAGUGUCCAACCAAGGACAAAGGACCGAAAUGCUUCCAAUGUGGUAUUGUGGGGCAUCGGGCGUCUGAGUGUAAGGACAAAAGAAAUACGGAGAAGAGAGGUCUGAAAUGUUUCGUGUGCGACACGUUCGGACACUUAGCGAAAGAGUGUGUGAAGCGAAAUGUAAAGAACGAAAACUCGAACGUUAAUCUAGAAGGUGCGCAAAAAGAUAGCACUAUUGUUAUCGCUAUCGAGAAUAUAGAAUUCAAUGCUUUGUUCGACAGCGGUUGUCUUCCAAAUAUACUAUCGGUUCAGGCGUAUCUAAGAAUUGGGUCUCCAAAACUCUCGCCAACCACGAUGGUUCUUACCGGCUUCGGGGGAAAGACAACAAAAGCAUAUGGAACAGCGAUCGUCAACAUGACGAUCGAUGGUGUUGGGUGUGAGGGUCUAACGUUUCAUGUCGUCCCAGAUCAGACCAUGCCAUAUGAAGCAAUUUUGGGAAGAGCGUCGCUAGAACAUUUCGGUGCUAUAGUGACCGCAGAAGGCGUGAAGAUAGUACCAAAAGAAGAAAACAGUGUAAUGGCAAUUGGUUCCACGGAAGGUGAUAUCGAUGUACCACCUCGCUAUUACAAUACCGUGAAAAGUCUAAUCGAUGAAUAUGAACCAGUAAAGGAGGUAACCAGUGUAGUAGAAAUGAAGAUUAUUGUGGAGGAUGAUACUCCGAUCCGUACGACUCCUCGCCGGUUCGCUCCAAAAGAAAAAAAAGUAAUAGAAAACACUCUGUGUGAGUGGUUGAAGGGAAACAUCAUACAAAAAAGUGAUAGUGACUAUGCAAGUCCAGUCGUUCUGGCUCGCAAGAAAGAUGGUUCUAUGAGAGUUUGUGUGGACUACCGCGAAUUAAAUCGAAAAGUUAGAAAGGAUUGUUUCCCAAUGCGCAACAUGGAAGAUCAGAUCGACCAACUUCAAGCGGCGAAGGUGUUUACAACGCUGGAUCUGAAAAACUCGUUUUUUCACGUGCCGAUCGAACAGUCGAGUCGGAAGUAUACCGCGUUUGUAACACACACAGGUCAGUACGAGUUCCUGAGGGCACCGUUUGGUUUUUGUAAUAGUCCAGCUGUUUUCGGUAGGUUCAUAGCGAACGCGUUCCAGGAACUAAUCAAGGGUAAUAGAAUAAUGGUGUAUGUGGAUGAUGUGAUCAUCGCUAGUAGUGACGCAAAGGAAAACAUAGAAACGUUGAAGGAUUUGCUGAGUGUAGCAAAACGCAGCGGAAUUGCGAAGGAACUGUCGGCACGCGUUUCCCGAUGGGCGUUGAUACUGGAGGAAUACGAGUACACCAUAGUGCAUCGGCCAGGUACGGCAAUGAGACACGUCGAUGCAUUAAGCAGAGCGCCGGUGAUGGUAGUGACCAGUGACCCGCUCAUCGAGAUGAUGAUUACCGCUCAGCAGAGAGAUGACCGCAUUCGAGCUAUCCGUGAAUUGGUGAAGACGCAAUCGUAUGACGACUAUUAUUUACUGACAAGGUCGGUUCCCUUUUCAAAAUUCUGUUCAGGACCCGAUCUGGAGGCAGAUCUGGAAUUUGCCGAGAUAUUUUUGGAACAGAUCUGGGGCUACCCGUUGAUGUAUUGGUAA